GGGGGGGGGGGGGUGUGCUCUGACGCAUCCCGCCGCCUGUCGCCAUGGAGGCCGCCCGGCUCCGGUACCGGCUGCCCAGCCGCCCCGGUGGGGAUGCCCGGCCACCAGUUCCCAGCAGGUCCAGCUGCACCGGGCGUGCCCCCCCCGUACCCCCCCGCCGGGCGGCCGUGAGGCUGCGGCGGCCCGUGGGGAGGAGCCUCCCUCCCUCCCUCCGCUGCCCGCCAUCGCCAAACUUUCCGCUCGCUCCCGGCCGCCGCCUCCCCCGCACAUGGCACCGGUACCGCGGGGCUGAGCCCGGGCACCCUCCGGGCGGGAGCCGCCACUUCCAGCAGGAGCUCAGGAGCCACCGCCGCCACUGCCAUCACUGCCAUCACCGCCGCUGCCAUCACUGCCAUUGCCACCGCUGCCGUCGCCGCCACUGCCAUCGUCACCACCGCCUGCCGGGGCCGGCGGCGUUCAGCCCGGCACGGGAAGACGGGGCAGAGCGGAGAGCCGGGGGGAGCGGAGCUGGUGCCCAUGUGCCUGCGGUCCCGCCGCGGCGAUGAAGCACCGAUGACAGCCGGCGAGGGGACCCUCCGGCCCUGGAAACCGGACCCAGGGCAGGCAGGGGGAGGCCGGCCACCCCCCGGGCCAUCGCUGCCCCUGACCCUCACCGUCCUGGCCUGGCUGGGCACCGGCACCACCAUGGCCGGCCUCAACAAAUGGAUCUUUGCCACCCACGGCUUCCGCUACCCGCUGCUGCUGUCGUCCCUCCACAUGCUGUCGGGGGUGGCCGUGGGGUACCCACUGGGCUGGGCACGGGGACCGUCACCGCCAGCCCCCCGGCCCCGCGCCAGGAUCUACUUGCUCAGCCUCACCUUCUGCACCAGCGUGGCGUUGGGAAACCUGGGCUUGAGCUACGUGCAGCUGGAUGUGGCACAGGCAGUGGCCACCACCACCCCGUUGGUCACCCUCCUGCUGUCGGGGCUGCUGGGGGGCCGGCGGCACCACCCGCUGCAGUAUGCCGCCAUGGGGCCCGUCUGCGCUGGGGCCGCCUGCAGCAUUGCCGGCGGGCUCUGCUUCUACCAGCCGGGCUGUGGCUUCCUCCUGGCUGCCACCGUCCUCCGCGCUCUCAAGUCCAUACAGCAGAGUCUGCUGCUGCAGGAGGACCAGCUGGAUGCUCUCUCCCUGCUCUGCCUGACCUCCCUGCCCAGUUUCUGCCUGCUCUUCGGGGCAGCUGUGGCGCUGGAGGUGGGUCCCUCCUGGGAGGGUGUCCUGCGCUAUGACGGCACGCUCUGGGCUUGCAUCCUACUCAGCUGCCUGGGCUCCGUCCUCUACAACCUGGCCACCUACUGCAUCCUCUCCCUCACCUCCGCCCUCACCGUCCACGUCCUGGGCAACGUCACUGUGGUGGGCAAUCUGCUGCUCUCCCGCCUCCUCUUUGGCAGCCACCUGAGCGGGCUCAGCUAUGUGGGCAUCGGGCUGAUGCUGGCCGGGAUGUUCAUGUACCACCAGCCAGACCUCAUCGCGGCACGCUGGGCGACGCGGUUGGGAUGGGGCCUCCCCAGGCGGGAGUAGGGUCCCUGCUGGGGAUGGGGGCGGAGGGGAAGCACAGCUCUGCAGAUGCAUGGGUGGGCUGGUGUGCGUGGUACUGUGCACACAGGUGUGCUGGUGUCCACACGUGCUGGUGCACACAGCUCUGUGUGCACACUUUUUUUGGUGUGCACAGAUCUGUGUGUAUGUGUGCUGGUUUGCACAGCUCUGCGUGCACAUGUAUUUUCUGGUGUGUGCAGCUCUGUGCGCACACGUGUUUUCUGGCGUGCACAGAUCUGUGUGUACGUGUGCUGGCUGGCACAGGUCUGUGCACAUGUGUGUUGAUGUGCACAGGCUGUGCGUGUGCAAGGGGGUCUGUGUGCACAGCUCCGUGGCUGGGUGUGCACAGGCUCUGUAAGUGUGCGUGGGUCUCUGCGUGUGGCUAUGUGUGCGUGGGGGCACGGGUAUGUUGGUGUGUGAAGGCUUUGCACAUGCAAGUAGGUCUCAUGCAUGUGGGCAUGUGUGUUGGUAUAGACUCUGUAUGUAUAAACAUGUGAGCGUGCACAGCUGUAUGUGCAUGUGGGCAUGCAUGUGCUGGUGUGCACGGGUUCUGUGUGUGUAGGUGUGUUGCUGUGUACGCAGAGCUGUAUGUGCCGGUGUGCACAUAUGUAUUGGCGUGCGCAGGCUCUGCAUGUGCAAGCAGAUCUCAUGCAUGUGGGCAGGGGUGUGCUGCCGUGCACAGGUACUCUGUGCACAAGUGUGUCUGUGCAGAGCUUUAUGUGCGAGUGUGCACAGGUGUGUGUGCGCGCAGCCUCUGCAGGUACAUCUGUGCAGAUUCUGUGUGUGCAAAUGCACCUUCACGCAUCUGUGUGCACAGGGGCGUGUGUGUGUGUGCACGCAGGCUGACAGGUACCGGUGUGCACACAGGCUCAGUGUGGGUGAGCAGGUCACAUGUGUCCCCAUGUGCACACGCAGGCUGUGCAUGCUCAGGGAUGUGGCUGCAGAUACAUGACUCUGCACAUCCAACUGCUGUCCUGCCUGGGGAAACACGGAGCAGCCUGUGUGUGCACGUGUGUGUGCGUGUGUGCACGUGUGUGUGCGUGUGUGCAUGUGUGUGUGCACCACUACUAAGCUCUGCUGGUUGGAGUAAACCCAGGGCUGUGUGUACAUGCCGCUCUUGUGGCCAAACAAGAAGCCCAGGGAUGGGAUGGGUGACUGUCCCCUCUCGUGUCCCCAACCCCACUGUGUUGUGCCAAUCCUAUGGGGCUGGUGGUGAUGCUGCCGCAUUGUUGUUGUCCCCAUCGUGCCCUCCCUGCCACCACGGCUCCGGCUCCAGCCCCAUCCCUCCUGGCUUGCUGUGGCUGGAGCAGGCAUGUGGGGGGGCAGGGCUGCCUGCCCGUCCCCAGGGCUCCCUCACAGAGAUGGUGAGAGCCCAGCAAAGGGGACAGGGACGGCUCAGGCCCACUCACCACCCCUCAGGGAUGGUGCUGGGCUGUGGCAUGGCACACGCUGACCUUGGCAAAGGGACGUCCCAGUGUAUGCAUGCCCUGGCAUUGAUGCCAGCACAGAUGUGCGGAUGUGCUGUGACGGGUGCACUGGCACCACUGCGUGUGGUGGCUGCUUCCGUGCUCACUGUCUCUGCGCCAGGGCCGAAGGACCCAGCUCUGAUUGCACUUGUCCCGAAAUAAAGCUCUAUUUUUGUUGUACUCCA
Molecule: messenger RNA, 3223 nt
Organism: Falco peregrinus (peregrine falcon)
Lineage: Eukaryota; Metazoa; Chordata; Aves; Falconiformes; Falconidae
Gene: SLC35E4
Product: solute carrier family 35 member E4
Exons: 2
Coding region: 517-1557 (346 amino acids)
Cellular component (GO): Golgi apparatus
Molecular function (GO): antiporter activity
Source: RefSeq, a predicted model, not a curated record